GAGAUUUUUUUCAUCAGGAUUUUGAACGAUAAUGUUCGUGGUUUUUAUAGAACUGCUGAGAUGGUUAGCCACGACGCACUUCCAAGCGACCCACGCGCGACAGGCUUUCCCGUGCUUUGAUGAACCAGCCUUCAAAGCCACUUUCGAUGUGCACAUAGUGCGCUCGAAAAGUUACUCUUCAAUCUCCAACAUGCCUUUGAAACAAAGCCAAACCUUGGGUGAUUACAUCAGAGACUCCUUCGAGACGACGCCACCUCUGUCGAUGUACCUUUUAGCAUUUGUUUAUACGAUUUCAAAAGCAUCAAAUAUGGAGAUCACAGCAAGAGGUCUUAAAAAUUACUUAACCGAUAGGAGAUUCAUGAUUGUAAGCUCUAAUGACCUUAAUGGAUUGAAAAAGGCCAUGGAUGAAGAUGAAACGUUCUUGGAUGGAAUGAGCGUUUGCGAAAUAAUGGACACGUCGCACGCUCAAAAGGGAUAUCCGUUAAUAACAGCAACCAGGAAUUACCACGACGUAACGAUUCACUUAAGACAACACAGAUAUCUGUCGAACGGAAAUGGACCGAGCACCGAUGAGUUGUAUAAAGUGCCGAUAAAUUACGCGCUGACGGGUGAUCAAUUUGAUUCAACGAGUCCAGUUUUCUGGUUGAAACAUAAAGAGGAAUUAUUGAAUACUCGAGCGAAAGCCACCGAUUGGCUGAUCCUCAAUAAAAAUGUUACAGGUUAUUACAGGGUAAAUUACGAUGAGGAAAAUUGGAGACUCUUAACAGAACAAUUAAUGGACAGACAAUUGGAAGCUAUAACGCCGACAAAUAGGGCUCAAUUAAUAGACGACGCUUUCGAUUUACCUCUAUCUCCUGAUUUGAGCUACACAAUAGCUUUGAAACUGAUGCAGUAUUUGAAGAGGCACAGCUUCUAA
This is a messenger RNA of Nicrophorus vespilloides, 916 nucleotides long. Its product is annotated as aminopeptidase N-like. The record is from RefSeq and is a predicted model, not a curated record. Bases 32 to 916 code for a protein of 294 amino acids. Gene Ontology annotation, cellular component: cytoplasm. Gene Ontology annotation, biological process: proteolysis; peptide catabolic process. The transcript is spliced from 6 exons. NCBI's taxonomy places the organism in Eukaryota, Metazoa, Arthropoda, Insecta, Coleoptera, Silphidae. Gene Ontology annotation, molecular function: peptide binding; metalloaminopeptidase activity; zinc ion binding.